Messenger RNA from Zasmidium cellare ATCC 36951, 966 nucleotides. RefSeq lists its product as uncharacterized. The coding region runs from base 1 to 966 and encodes 321 amino acids. The transcript is spliced from 3 exons. Lineage: Eukaryota; Fungi; Ascomycota; Dothideomycetes; Mycosphaerellales; Mycosphaerellaceae. The record is from RefSeq and is a predicted model, not a curated record.
AUGCCGUUGCUGCAGUUUAUAUCGGUAAUAGCAAUACUUAGAUCGUCUUUCGAUCCAGUGUUUAAGGCCGCUGACGCUUGGGCCACUGCGUCAACGCGCCGAGGACUUCUCGCAACGAGUCGCGACUUUGGCUGCAUUCGAACUGCUCGAGAAGACUUCAUCUUCCUCAACAUCGGUCGCCACGUCGCACAACCACUGCUCCACAGACCGUUCUCGUUCGGAAGCAGCCUUCACAAUACAGUACACAUCAGCAAUACGCCAACGACCACAUCUUUCGCGCCGCGCACAGGAAGUUUGAUCCGUCUCUCCACCGCCCGCGCCGCCGCCUUAGUCAUUUGCAAGCCUACGAUCGAAGCAUUACUUCCCCCAGUGGUGUUGACGAAGAGAGCUCUGUGCGAUCAACCUAAAGCGCUGUCUUUGCUUUUGAAUCAACUCGAGUCGCUGCAGUGCUUUGUUCUCGACAACAAGGAGCAUCUCCACCUCGAAAUGGCCACCGACUCCAAGAAGUACGGCUGCUCCUACUGCGACUUCGAAUCCAACAACUUCACCAAAGCAAAACACCACAUCUACCAUUCGAACAAGUCUGGUGGCCGCUUCAUCUGCUCUUGCGAAGAGUUCAAGGCUUGCUUCUUCGAGCAGCUGACGGGUGAACACGGCCACUUCUCCGAGUGCGAUGCGUAUGCCUGGGAGUCUCGCACCCUUGGCAUCAGCCUCGACAAUUCAGACCAGUUGAAAGAGACAUGCGACUUCAGCAAGAGGAGGCCACGCGAGGACGCGACUUUGUUAGCGCUCUUUGGCAGGGAGGAAGAAGAUGAGGGCGGUCAGAGCGGCGAGGAUGCGGACGAUGAGAUGAGUGCUUCCGGAGAAGAUGAGCAAGCAGUAGAUGAGCAUUCCAGCAGCGGAUCUGAUGAUGAGGUCUCGAUUCGCUCUGAUUCUGAGGUGGGCUGUGAGGGCGUGGACACAUAA